AUGAAGAACCUAUUACUGGCUCUUGCAAUUUUUUUGCUCCUGGCUCAGUUGGUCUCAGGUAGUUGGUUUGUGAAAAAGUGUGCAAAAAAUACUGGAAAUUGCAGGAGCCAGUGCAGAAAUGGAGAGUUUCAAAUAAAACCUCAAACUGGGAUGUGCAGAAAGGAAAAAAUGUGCUGUGUUCUGAAUGGCAAACAGCUUAAUCCUCUUCUGUGUGAUGGUGAAUUAAAGAGUACAACUGCAACUCCAACCACACCAACCACACCUAUGUGGGGGAACAUGACAUCACCACAACCUGGGACAAAGAGAACCCCAGAAGGAACUACUGCUUCACCUUGA
Molecule: messenger RNA, 336 nt
Organism: Pipistrellus nathusii (Nathusius's pipistrelle)
Lineage: Eukaryota; Metazoa; Chordata; Mammalia; Chiroptera; Vespertilionidae
Source: the annotation of a GenBank genome assembly